Folsomia candida is the source of this 2674-nucleotide messenger RNA. RefSeq names its product nitric oxide-associated protein 1. The transcript is spliced from 10 exons. The coding region runs from base 200 to 2545 and encodes 781 amino acids. NCBI's taxonomy places the organism in Eukaryota, Metazoa, Arthropoda, Collembola, Entomobryomorpha, Isotomidae. The record is from RefSeq and is a predicted model, not a curated record. Gene Ontology annotation, molecular function: GTP binding.
AAAGGGCAGCAGUCUCCUCAGAUUGCGUAGAUUGUAAAAGUUGCAUGCUUUUUGUUUUCAAUUACAAAUACAAAUUAGUUGAUAUCUGUCAUCAGUAUUAUGUAUUAAAGUUUAAAUGCCAAGGUAGUAAGUUCUUAAAUAGUUACCACCGCUCUUGCAAGGGACUUUUCUUAUCUGCAAAGUAAGAUUCAACUACACCAUGCAGAAAAGUUUUCAGAGUAUCUUGGUUUCUGGAUUAUUUCGUCAAACUACUUGCAUUUGGAUAAGACAACGGCAGCCGGUUCUUUCUUCACAAGCAUUCACAGUUUCAGGAUCGGCUUCAGUUCAUUCUCAACAUGGGAAUAAAAAUCGUGUUUCUGCAGAAAGCGAGGGUCGUCAACCAAGUGACCCAGAUUCGGAUGGAUUGUCAUCUAACUCCCCAAUCGAGCUAUCUGAUAGCAUGUCUCAGAGGUUGAAGGAAUACAAAGAAUAUCAGCGAAAUAUUAAAGGAAAUUCGGACGUUUCGUGGGUGGACAAAAUUGUCUAUAGUUCAUAUCUCCAACAGCACCAGCCUAAAAGAACAUAUAGGCUCAGAUUACGCGAAAAUGCUCUCAAACAGACCAUGAUGGCUGUAGAAUGCGUUGGAAAAAAUUUGAGCAGUGCACCCCUUUCUUGGAAGUAUUUAGAGCCCAGCAACGAGGUCAAUAACGAAGAGUUUCGCAAUGAAGAGUUUUCUAAUGACAAGAAGGAAGAGGAACACUCUUCUCCGAUCUUUCCUUUUCAAGCUGUUACCAAAUUGGAAUAUAUUGAGGACAACACAAAUAUAUCCAAGGAGAACUUAAUUUCAAGGAAUUUUGAGAGUGAAGCAACAAGAUUAUCAAAGGCUGGAGUCAACUUAGGAGGCAUAUUGAACAACGAUGACAUUGAUAAUGAACUCAAUCAAGAUAGAAUGAUGUCCAUACAGCAAGAACAUGGAAACCCCGAUCCUUCUAUCCCACCUAGUAAAAUACCUUGUGGAGGAUGCGGUGCACGUUUGCAUUGUCAGGAUUCCGCAAUUCCUGGUUACAUCCCAAGUGAGAGGUUCAAAAUGCUGAAAGAACAUCUGCGAGGGGAAUUAUGCUUGAGAUGCUAUUGUCUCAAAAACUACAAUACUGCGCUGAAUGUCAAUGUUGGCCCUGGAGAUUAUGCAAGAGUUUUAAGAGAGAUUGACAAUCAUUUUGCAAUGGUUUUACUUGUUGUAGAUUUGACUGAUUUUCCAUGUAGUAUAUGGCCUGGACUAAUUGACAUUAUUGGUACAAAACGACCAGUGUUUCUGGUUGGAAACAAAGUUGACUUGAUUCCAAGCGACUCUAGAAAAUAUUUGCAAAGGAUUGAAGAUGGACUUAUAAAAGCUGCAAAAGAAACUGGAUUAGCCCCAGCCAAAGUUGUCCACACUUCGGUUAUCAGUGCAACAACUGGGUUUGGAGUUGAAGAGUUAAUAACUAAAAUUAAUUCGCUCUGGGGUCCGAAAGGGGAUGUAUUUAUCAUGGGUUGCACUAAUGUUGGGAAGUCAUCUCUAUUCAAUGCAUUAAUUCAGUCAGAUUUUUGUAAACCGGAUGUUGCGGAUAUAGUACAGAAAGCAACCAUAUCUCAAUGGCCUGGAACAACCCUUAAUCUUUUAAAAUUCCCAAUUAUGAGGACUGACCCAUGGAAGAAUAGUAUUAGAAAAACACGUUUGGGUCAAGCCGCAAUAGAAAACUUGUCUGAACAAUCAGAAAAACUAAGAAUGCUUCGUGCUACAAAAGAUCCUCAAUUUGGAGUGUUAACUGGCACAAUUGGACGGAGCAUGCUUAGUCCACAAACAGUGUAUGACAUAAAGAAAGCAAAACCCGUGGACGAUCCAUUUAGACAUUCGAGAUAUCCACCAAAAGAUAUAAUGCCAAAAACCGGUGAAUGGGACCCAGAGGAACCUACACUGCAAGGAAAAUGGUGUUACGACACACCUGGAGUUGUCAAUGAAAAUCAAAUUUUGGAUAUUUUCACUUUGCCUGAACUGAUGCAGACCCUUCCUAAAAAAUUAAUCCAGCCGAGGACGUACUUCAUCCAAGUUGGAAUGUCACUAUUUGUAGGAGGUUUUGCAAGAAUUGACUAUAUCGAUGGCCUUAAACCAAUCCGUUACACAGUUUACUGUUCAGAGAACAUUCCCAUAACAAUUGUGCAAACUUCAGAUGCUAGUAAUUUCUACAAAAAGGCACUCGGAACACGUGUUCUUUGUGUCCCUGAAGGAAAUUCGGAACGUUUAUCAAAGUUUCCUUCACUAAGGCCUACCGACUUUAGUCUUGUGGGAGAAGGUCAUCGUUUCAGUUGUGGAGAUAUAGUACUUUCAUCAGCAGGAUGGGUAGCUGUAACUGCUGGCCAAGAAAAAUCGAUCCAAAUAAGGGUUCAUACCCCUGGAGGAAGAGGUAUAUACUUAAGGCAACCUUCAAUCCUCCCGUACGCAGUGUGUAGGAAAGGACACAGAAUUAGAGGCACACUAGCCUAUCUUCCGCACAAAGUUUAUAUGCCAAGCAAGAGUACCAAGUACUAGUCGUUUUUGUAAUCUUAUUUUUCGUUUACAUAUACCUCGUAAAUCAUACCCAUAAAGAAAUGUACUUUUUAUUAUUAUUCACAAAUAUACAAUCUAUUCAAGUGAGUAAAGAAAUCAAGCGCAUUUAUU